GCCCAGCGGGUGCUGUCAAAGGCCAACCCUCUGGAAGACUCGCUCGUCUCCGGGACGUGGCCGGGACAGCAUGGACAUUGCACCAAGUUUGUGGCACCCGCGUUGGGGCUCCCGGUGGGGGACCUCAUUCGUGUCUGCGCCCAGAGCUCAGGGCUGUUUGUAUCAGUAUAAUGUGGAGGGGCCCCGCUGCGACCCCAACGUAAUGGUGGUGACCAAUGACCCACAGUCGGCUGGACGAGCUCCAAGCUCAGAACCCUCCACCUGGUGCGGAAGCCCCACCCCAGAAAUUGUAUCCUUUCACCCCUCCGGUGGCUUCCCUGGGACAGGCCACCUUGCUCACACACAAGAAGGGGACCAACUCAGCCCCCACUCAGCCCCCUUGUCCCUACGCCCCUCCCUUCACAACCUCCUGAUGUCUUUCGAUUUAAAACCUAUCAGGUUCUUAAGCAGACUGCCUCCAGGUGGGCCUGGGUGUGUUCGCAAACUUAGUUUGAACCUGCAGUACCAGCAAGAAGUAAGACCGAGUGUGACAAACAGCUCUCCGAGUGAUGGGCAGGCGCUCUCCAAAGAGUCCCUCGGCCAUGCUCUCCCGCUCUCGUCCCCGUCCCCGGAGAAGGCGAGGGGUGCCCAGCUGGAUUGCUCAGAGGAGCCGCUGUGGACCACCCGGGCCGACGGACGCGUCCACCUGCGUGUCCACCCCACCUGCCCACAGCCGCCCUACACCGUGCACCAGAUGUUCCACGAGGCCCUGGACAAGUACAGGGACCUCAGCGCCCUGGGCUUCAAGCGCCAGGGCGUGUGGGAGCACAUCUCUUACUCCCAGUACUACCUGCUGGCCCGGAGAACCGCCAAGGGCUUCUUGAAGCUCGGCCUGGAGCGGGCCCACAGCGUGGCCAUCCUUGGCUUCAACUCCCCGGAGUGGUUCUUCUCGGCGGUGGGCACGGUGUUUGCAGGGGGCAUCGUCACCGGCAUCUAUACCACCAGCUCCCCGGAGGCCUGUCAGUACAUCGCCCACGACUCCCGCGCCAACAUCAUCGUGGUCGACACACAGAAGCAGCUGGAAAAGAUCUUGAAGAUCUGGAAAAACCUGCCACAUCUGAAGGCCGUAGUGACAUACAGAGAGGCCCCUGCAAGGAAGAUGGCCCGCGUGUACACGAUGCACGAAGUCAUGGGGCUGGGGGACGAGCUGCCGGAGGAGACCCUGGACGCCGUCAUCAGCGCCCAGCAGCCCAACCAGUGCUGUGUGCUGAUCUAUACCUCGGGCACCACCGGGAGCCCCAAGGGCGUGAUGCUGAGUCAGGACAACGUCACGUGGACAGCACGGCACUGCAGCCAGGCCGGCGGCAUCCAGGCGGCGGAAGUCCAGCAGGAGGUGGUGGUCAGCUACCUGCCCCUCAGCCACAUCGCCGCGCAAUUCUACGACUUGUGGACGGGCAUCCAGUGGGGGGCGCACAUCUGCUUCGCCGAGCCUGACGCCCUGCAGGGGAGCCUGGUGAACACGCUGCGGGAGGUGGAGCCCACGUCCCACCUGGGGGUGCCUCGGGUGUGGGAGAAGAUAAUGGAACGCAUCCAGGAGGUGGGGGCUGGGUCCGGCUUCAUCCGGCGCAAGAUGCUGCUGUGGGCCAUGUCGGUGGCCCUGGAGCAGAACGUGACGUGCCCCGGCAGGUGGCCAGGCCGCCGUGCGCCCACCAUACCUUUUUCAUGUGAGCGUGUGGUUCUUCCUGUGGACCGUUCUCCUUCCCCCACCAGUGACCUGAAGUCCUUCGAGGCCAGGCUGGCAGAUUACCUGGUGCUGGCCAAGGUCCGCCAGGCGCUGGGCUUUGCCAGGUGUCGGAAGAACUUCUACGGAGCAGCCCCCUUGACCACAGAGACAGAGCAGUUCUUCCUGGGCCUCAACAUCCACUUGUAUGGCGGCUACGGCCUCAGCGAGACCUCAGGGCCCCACUUCAUAUCCAGCCUCUCCAACCACCGCCCCGGCAGCUCCGGCAAGGUGGUGCCAGGCUGCCUGGUGAAGCUGGUGAACAAGGACGCGGAGGGCGUCGGGGAGAUCUGUCUGUGGGGCCGCACCAUCUUCAUGGGCUACCUAAACAUGGAGGACAAAACGAGCGAGGCCAUCGACGCCGAAGGCUGGCUGCACACAGGCGACACCGGGCGGCUGGACGAGGACGGCUUCCUCUUCAUCACUGGACGCCUCAAAGAGAUAAUCAUCACAGCCGGAGGGGAGAACGUGCCCCCUGUGCCCAUCGAGGAUGCCGUGAAGAUGGAGCUGCCCAUCAUCAGCAACGCCAUGCUCGUCGGGGACCAGAGGAAGUUCCUGUCCAUGCUGCUCACCUUGAAGUGCACGCUGGACCCAGACGCCUGUCACCCAACGGACCACCUGACCGAGCAAGCCGUGCAGUUCUGCCGGCAGGUGGGGAGCAGCGCCACCACCGUGUCUGAGAUCGUGGGGAGGAGGGACGAGGCCGUGUACCGGGCCAUUGAAGAAGGGAUUCAGAGAGUCAACAGGAAGGCAGCCGCCCAACCCUACCACAUCCAGAAGUGGGCCAUUCUCCAGAAGGACUUCUCCGUGGCAGGGGGAGAGCUGGGUCCCACGUUGAAACUGAAACGGUUCACAGUCCUGGACAAGUACAAAGACGUCAUCGAUUCCUUUUACCAGGAGCAGAAAAAGUGACAGGGGGACAUCCUCCCAGUCUCUGCCGAAGACGGCAGGCCUCCCGGGGACAUCCUGAGCUCCAGGUGCCCUUGGGUCUGGGAGGUCUCCAGGUCAGGGUGAGGCAGUGACGCUUUGCCGACGGCAGCUGACAAUUCCAGGAAGCUUCGCGCGGGGGUACUUUUCGUUUUCAGCAUUGCCUUUUGUUCAGGUGACACGUGAGCUCGGCUCUCCCUCCAGAGCUGACGGGAGGGCGGGG
Panthera uncia (snow leopard) is the source of this 2909-nucleotide messenger RNA. It is a transcript of the gene ACSBG1, whose product is annotated as acyl-CoA synthetase bubblegum family member 1. Lineage: Eukaryota; Metazoa; Chordata; Mammalia; Carnivora; Felidae. The record is from RefSeq and is a predicted model, not a curated record. Gene Ontology annotation, molecular function: long-chain fatty acid-CoA ligase activity. Gene Ontology annotation, cellular component: membrane; endoplasmic reticulum.